Messenger RNA from Mesorhabditis belari, 1572 nucleotides. The record is from the annotation of a GenBank genome assembly. Lineage: Eukaryota; Metazoa; Nematoda; Chromadorea; Rhabditida; Rhabditidae.
AUGCCAGCCAUUCAGCGAUGGCAUUUACGAUUUCGACUUUUUCUCAGAGGUCGAAAAUACCGUCGAAUUCUCGUCUCAUCCCUCGUUUUCUCGAUUUGUCUCUUCGUUUUCUCAGCCCUCACCGCACUUUCCGUUUUCGAUCGACAGCAUAAUAAUAUCGUUUAUCAUUAUGUUCAAAGGCAGGACGACAUUGCUCUGCUUUCAGCCACUUUUUACAAUACGUCGAAAAGCUUCUCCAACAACAGUUUGGUCCUUCUCUUCGUCGCUCAUCAAAUUUUCCACUAUAAACACUCGUCUUUCGAGAUUGAGACUUUUGCAGGAAAUGAAACGACAAGAGCAACGUUAAGGAUAAUGCCUGUGAUCGGCCAGAUGCCAUUCUACUGCAAAUGGGUGCCAUUCAUUGCGAUUGGAGAGCUUGACAUUACCAGCAGUGCCGGCGUUCGGUUGAUCUCCGGGGAAAAGCAGAUUGAGCUAAAUCUCCGUGAACCUUAUCCAGAAAAGCAUCCAGUUGUCGCGUGUUUUUCGCCACUUUUUCUCAAUGAACGAUGGCAAUUGUUGAUACUCACAGCACAGGUUUACUCCCACUACGGAGCUUUCAUGCAUUUCUAUGUGCGCAGUAUGAUCACCGAUCUUUUCGAUGUUCUAAAGUACUACAAACACUCUCGGGUCGUCCCCUGGUCGGGCAUUCAUUUGGGCAAAGAGUCGGCGAGUGGGCCGGGAUUUCGACCGGAUUUCGAAUUGGAAUUUCGAAAUCAAGCCGGCGCCAUGACGGAUUGUCUUCUUAUGUACAAGGAAUCCGCGAGCUACAUAAUUUUCCCAGACACCGACGACAUCAUCAUCCCGCGGUUGGGAAAAAAUUUUGAACAGGAAUUCUCGCAAAUUUUCGCUCUUUUCCCCGAGGCGGCCGUCAUCGCUUACAAUAUGAGUCAAACCGAUAUCCACGCGGAGAUUUCCCCAUCGAAUUACAUGGUGGACGAGGUGUUGACAAGUGUUCGUUUCCGCGGUGAGACACGCUGGGGAAAAGUGGUUGUCCGACCGGAGAGGAUCGAUUCCGUUUGGAUACACAAAUCGUAUGGGAUACGAGACGGAUACGAACAAAUCACUCUCCCGAUCGAGCUCAACUCGGCUCUGCAUUUGCGCUUUUGGAAUUUCAGUGAAACGGGAUCUCUCGAGUCAAAGAUCGACAUUCCGCUGUACGAUCCUCUACUCACCAAGAACUCGAAUCAAACGCCGAAAUAUCGAAGUCCCCAGCGGCCAUUGAUGUCAAACGAUGAUUUGCAAGAGAUUCGAAAAAGUUUUCAGGAAAUGACGCGCACUCUUGGCGAGAUUUAUCUCCGUCUUCCCGAAUUUUCAAUUUAUUACCCGCUAAUCGAGAAAUGCUAUGAUCGGAUAUUCUACAAUGGACAGAGACAUGCCACGUGUAAGGGCCCCGAGAUGUGCGAUCUUCCCUCUUUCCCGGGUGUUCGUUGCGUGAAUGUGAACUCAUCGGUCGAUUCCUUCCGCGGCGAUAACAUUUUCAUCCACCUGCAAAAAAAUUGGUUUUUCGAGCACAGCACAAAUGGGUGCUCGAUU